Messenger RNA from Staurois parvus, 326 nucleotides. Lineage: Eukaryota; Metazoa; Chordata; Amphibia; Anura; Ranidae. The record is from the annotation of a GenBank genome assembly.
GUUUUCUCUCCUGGGUUCACACUGAUGCGGUGUGGAAUUUGCCACGGUUUCUGUGCGAGUUCCGCACCGCAUCAGAAUCGCGAACCGUUCAUGCGAACCACUGCGUGUGUGUAUGGUAAGUUAACAACCCCCCCCGAAAUCAGUCCACAAAAUGCGGUGCGAUGUGUGAAUACCCAUGCGAUCCGAUUCUAGUGCGGACCAAAAAAUGGGUCCUGCACCUUUUUGGUGCGGAUGCAGUGCGAUUUGAGCCAUACAAAAUGUAUGGCUCUGAUCGCACCGCACAGAAUUUGCAUGUGAUUUGCACAGGAAUGCGGUGCGGUUCCUGU